AAUGGAGAGUCACAAACAAAAGCAAAAGAAGCUUGUUUCGAAGAUGAAGAAGAGAAAUAUGAGAGAGAAGAUAGAGCACGAGAGGCUCCUCUUCCUUACAGGAAGAGGUAGCUCUGCUCCUCAGGGAUUCAAAGGUAAAUCUUACAAUCCAACUGGCAGGACAACUUAUAACAGAGGCCAGAGACCUUUGAAGAUUUUUCCAGAAAUCCCAUUGAAUAAUGAGAAUCAAAAUUUUAACCCUAAUAUUUACCAAAAGAAAAUGUUGGAGGUAAAACCCAAAGAGAAAGAUAUUCUCCCAGUUAAGCCUAAUAAGAGAGAUGCCAAAUUUGCAGGGAAGGUACAAGACAAUACUGCCAAGGACUCUGGGUUUGCACCCCUAGACUCUUCUUCGAACCUAAGUCAAUCUAAAGGAACAUCUUUAGCGCAAAGUUCAACUUUUAGAGGUCAGAUGCAAGUCCAAGCUCAAGAUAGUGAAAGUGAUAUCAGGAUAGAACCUAAUAAGAAUGUACAAGGCAAUUGGCUUGUGGGAUGGAGUAAGCAAGGCUCUCAGGCUGAUAAACCCUCUCAAAGAGUGAAGAAAGUAGAUAAUAGUAUUUUCAAGAAGGUAUCUUCUGAAAGCCCAAGUAUCUUUGAUAGCUUUAAGCAAAGGAUGAAGCAAAGAAGUACACCUGGGGCUUCUGAUCGCAAUGAGAAUUCUGAUGAUGAAGACUCUCAAAAUUUACAAGAUCAAUCAGAUACAGAUCGUUUAAAGCAAACUGCCAAAUCUGAAGAAAGUGGAAGCUGGUUUCAUAUCUGGAAGAAGAAACAACAACAGGCCAAUAAUCUAUCACACUCAGUAAGAACACAAGAUAAUAAGCAAGAGCUAAACAAAGCUGAGGUGCAACAAUCAGAUCUUGUGAAACAACAUGAACAGAACAUCAAUACUUCUGAUUCAAAACCUAACAAAAGACAUGCUGCAGAAAUCUCUAUUGACGAUUCCUCUAUACACAAGUCUCAGAAAGUCUGAGAACGCCAAGGAAUUGAUGAAGGAAUUAUGCAGCAAAAUUCAAGAAAAUCCCUUGAGAUUCAAAGAUCUUCUCCUGGACUGUCUAAGAGUUUAAAGAAAGAUUCAGAGCAAAUUAAGGAAUCAUUCUUGGACCAAACUUCCCUUAAGAAAUUUCGUGGAAAAGGAAAGCUUUUUACUAAACAGAUGGAGACACUUGAAGAGAAUAGGAGCAGCACUUCAAAAGUACAUGACUCUGUCAUGAGAGAAGAGUCCUCACCGAAUAUGAUGAAAGUAAUACAAAAUACUGAAAAGCAGAGAGAUAUGGAUCAUGACAACCAAGACUCUCCUCAGGCUGAAUCUGUUGAGCCUCAAUCAAGUUUUCAAAAAUUUAUGGAGCGCAAAAAGUUAGCUGCACAGAGAGAAUUAGCCAACUUGAAGGAUUCUGAUUCAGAAGAGAAAGCUAACAAAGGCCAAACCAAGCGUUUUGUUGCUUCAAGUAAAUAUAAAGGGAAAUCUACCAGAAAUAGCAGAAUGCAUGGAUAUACGAAGAAAAGACCAACACAAAAACCGUAUAAGAAGAAAUUUGGCUAUGGAGAAAUUUCUAGACCAGAUUCUCCAAGCUGGAGAGAGACCAGUUUUCAUAAUUCCAGGAGACCAAACCAAGGCCUUGCCGAAGCGGAUGUUGAGGUUAUUGAAUUAAGUAGUGAGAUGCAUAGGCAAGAAGCUGACUCUAUCAACCAGAACGCCCCAAACCUUGAACCUGAAGAUAAUCCUGCUAAAUCAUCUCCUUCACAGGAUGAGAAGUGAGACGAUCAAUAUGAAAAUAUUAGAUUGAAGGAUUCUCUCCAAAAAUAUAAGCCAAGUAUUACAGAUUGCGUUGAAGUAGCCAAGAGGUGAAUUGUAGCAUCUGUGGAGGCAGUGGAGAAGAAAUUCACCCCAGAAUUUUUGGAAAAGCUAAAUUCUGAAAGUUUAGGGUAUAAAAGCGAUGUUUUGGUUGGCAAACUUGACCUCGCUUUGGAACAAAAAUUCUUUGGAUCUGGCCUAGGUGAGGAACUUGCAAAUGAGAUGAGCAAUAGGGGUAUCUGAUUAUGUGAUAUCGACGGGGAAGGUAUAACAAGGUGGGAAAGUAGUAACGUAGAAGCAAUUGAACACUUCUUAAAAGGAUUCAAUUCCAUUGAAUUGUAUCCUACUCUUAACCAACUUAAGUUAAUCCUUGAAUUUCACUCAAAUGUGACUACGAUUAGUCUUGAGUCAGUCAGAGAAUUUUUAUUUAAUAGAAAAUCGAAAAUGAUUGAAAGACAGUAUUUCGCUAAAUGGAUUUCAUCCAUUUUUGGGCUAAAUCUCUCAUCUCUAAAAAUGGCAUCCAUAGAAGUUCCUGAGAAUAUAGAAGACUAUGGAGAGCUCCUUAUAAAACUUAUGGGACUAUUAUGCUUGUUCUAUGAUCUGAAACCACAAGAAUUAAUGAAACUCCAAAUGUGCUCUAUUGUUUAUCUCAAACCUCAUUUCUGAUUCAAAAGUGAGCGAGAAGAUUAUGUGAUGAUACUUCCUAUUUGUUACUCAAAAUUCUUGCAUAAUUUGAUAAGCAAGAGUCAUACUUGUGACAGAAAGAGCUGCUCUCAGAUUGUUGAUCAAGAUCAUUUAAGGAAUUUCUGUUAUCAUGAUCAAAACAGACUAUUUUCAUCUCUCGAACCAAACAUGAGAGAGUUUUUGGAAGAAAUCAAUCAAGGACAAGAAUAUAGUUUAAUUUAUGCUGAUACUACCAAAUUUAUUAGAGUAUUAGAUUUCUCUCGCAAGGAGAAAGAGUCUAUAUAUCCUGCCCAUGUCGUUACAAAAAAGCAGAAGGAUAUUCCCUUAAGAAUACUCGACUCAAGGCUCGAUAUAAUCCAUUCUAAAACAUCAUCAGAGGCUUCCAAAGUAUUCAGAGAUUCCUUCAAACCCUUUCUAGCCACCCCAGACGCCUCACUCAACCUCUACAGUAUCUACAUGUCCAAAUUCAGCUGUGAUUCCUCAAUUAGCAUCUAAUAUCUUUUGUCUGCU
Messenger RNA from Moneuplotes crassus, 3022 nucleotides. Lineage: Eukaryota; Ciliophora; Spirotrichea; Euplotida; Euplotidae. The record is from the annotation of a GenBank genome assembly.